GGUUGGAGCGGCGCGGGGGCGCGCGCCGGCCUGACGGACGGACGGACGGACGGACAGACGGACACAGCAACCGAGGCGAGCGCGCAGCUCGGACCCGCCCGGACGCAGCGCUCGCCCUGCGGCCGCGGCGAUCACCGGCGCUGGUCUGGCGGCCGCGGCGCCCGCCCGCGCCCGCGCCCCAUGGGGUCACAGAGUCCGUAGAGGAGGCCGCACCAGCACUUCCAAAUGAACAACCGAAAGGAAGACAUGGAAAUCGCGUCCCACUACCGGCACCUGCUCCGGGAGCUCAACGAGCAGAGGCAGCACGGUGUCCUGUGCGACGUGUGCGUGGUGGUCGAGGGCAAGGUCUUCAGGGCCCACAAGAACGUCCUGCUGGGCAGCAGCCGCUACUUCAAAACACUGUACUGCCAGGUGCAGAAGACGUCCGAGCAGGCCACCGUCACGCACCUGGACAUCGUCACAGCCCAGGGCUUCAAGGCCAUCAUCGACUUCAUGUACUCCGCCCACCUGGCCCUCACCAGCCGCAACGUCAUCGAGGUGAUGUCCGCCGCCAGCUUCCUGCAGAUGACGGACAUCGUGCAGGCGUGCCACGACUUCAUCAAGGCCGCGCUGGACAUCAGCAUCAAGCCGGACGCCUCAGACGAGCUCUCGGAGCUCGAGAUCGGCACCCAGUCUGGCAGCAGUGCGGACGCGCUGAUCUCAGCCGUGAUGGCCGGGAGGAGCAUUUCCCCGUGGUUGGCUCGGCGCACGAGCCCCGCCAAUUCUUCUGGAGACUCGGCCAUCGCCAGCUGCCAUGAAGGCGGAAGCAGCUAUGGGAAGGAGGACCAGGAGCCCAAGGCCGAUGGCCCCGACGACCUGUCCUUGCAGCCGCUGUGGUCUGGCGACGUGGGCUACGGGCCUCUGCGGAUCAAGGAGGAGCAGGUCUCACCAUCUCACUAUGGGGGCGGUGAGCUGCCCUCCUCCAGGGAUGCUGCCGUCCAGAACUCGUUCUCAGAGCAGGUCGGGGCGGACGGCUGGCAGCCCACAGGCCGAAGAAAGAAUCGGAAAAACAAAGAGACAGUUCGGCACAUCACGCAGCAGGUGGAGGCCGACAGCCGGGCUGGCUCCCCAGUGCCGUCUUUCCUCCCGACAUCCGGGUGGCCGUUCAGCAGCCGCGACUCAAGCGCCGACCUGACCGUCGCCGAAGCCAGCAGCUCGGACAGCCGCGGGGAGAGGCCGGAGCUCUACGCGCACGUGGACGAGGGUCUUCUGGGCGGAGAAGCCGGCUACCUGGGCCCACCUCUCACCCCAGAGAAGGAGGACGCGCUGCACCAGGCCACCGCCGUGGCCAACCUGCGGGCAGCGCUCAUGAGUAAGAACAGCUUGCUGUCCCUCAAGGCCGACGCGCUGGGGGAGGACGGCUCCCUGCUACUGGAGUACCUGCCCAAGGGCGCCCACUCCCUGUCCCUCAACGAGUUUGCGGUGAUCAGGAAGAAGUUCAAGUGCCCGUACUGCAGCUUCUCGGCCAUGCACCAGUGCAUCCUCAAGAGGCACAUGCGCUCCCACACCGGCGAGCGGCCCUACCCCUGCGAGAUCUGCGGGAAGAAGUUCACCAGGCGCGAGCACAUGAAGCGGCACACGCUGGUCCACAGCAAGGACAAGAAGUACGUGUGUAAACUGUGCAGCCGCGUGUUCAUGUCGGCCGCCAGCGUGGGCAUCAAGCAUGGCUCGCGGCGCCACGGUGUGUGCGCAGACUGCGCGGGUCGCAGCGGGGCCGGGCCCCUGGACGGCAGGGGCGCCGAGGGCUCCCCUGAGCUGUUCGCUGGCGAUGGGCCGUACCUGGAGGACCCCGAGGACCCGCGCGGCGAGGGUGAGGAGGAGCUGGGCGAGGAUGAGGACGACGUGGGCCUGGCCCACGAGGACGCGCUGUUGGGGGACGACAAGGAGGACGAGGACUCGCCACGGGGGCCCCACAGCCCUGCGGGGGGCGGCGACAAGGACUUCACCUGGAUCUCCUAGGCUGGGGCUGGGGCCUCCUGUCUGCCUCCGCCGCUGGCGUGUGUGCCCCACCCCCGACGUGCGCAGACGCCAGCCCGUGGGUUCAGAAGUGAGUGGGGCUCCAGCAGAGCGCGGAGCUGGGGCGUGGGGGCAGCCAGGGAGCUGUGUGGUCUCCACAGCAGGUGGGAGUGGUGGGCAAUGGGGGAGCCCAUGGUCUGGGCUCCGGUGCACUGUGGCCUGAGGCCAGGAAAGGGUGGACACCGCUGGGCUCCCAGGUGCGUCCCCGGGGGCCCAGGUCCAGGAGCUGCAGACCUGGCACCGUGUCCACCCUCCCCCUUCUUCCCCUCCGCCUCUGCAGCCUGGUCACUGCCUGCGGCCGCUGCACCCCAGGCCACUGGCUCUGCGGCCACCCUGCAGGGUCCGGGUCCAGGUCCCGUGUCCGGAAAGCCCCGCGGCCCCCCUGCCUCCGGGCUCUGGUGCUGAACGCGGGGCAGCUGCUGACCGCGGGCCGGGCUCCCAGGUGCUAUCUUCCGCGGGGCGGCGGCGGGGCCGGGUGCUCCCGCUGCAGGGCCUGCUCCACGUUCUGCGUGCACUUCUCAGGGCCCGGGCCGUCUGCCGCCCAGGCCCGUCCUGCUGACCCUCCCGGCGGGCUUGCCUUCGUUGCUGCUAACACUGGAGGGUGUCCCGCUGCCGCGCCCCUCCCCGCGUGGGUAACCAGACUGCCUAAGUCCUAAGGUAGCAGGUAAUCGCGUGAAAUGGUUCUGUUCAGCAUCAUCCUUCUCACCUGACGAAGCCUGCGGGCUGUCUUUCCUUUGGCGUUUCCAGGUCUUGCUCGCGACCUGUCUGCGCUCUUUUCUGAGCUGCCAAGGCCCUGCGUUGUGCUGUGAGGACGUCUCCCUCCCAGGUUGCAGGGCCCAGACCCGUCUGUCUUCCUUCCCGCGGGUCCUGACCAGGCCCACGACACAGACAUUCCGUGCCUCCCAGCUCGCUCCUCCUGUUGUGGGCCGUCUGUCUGUCAGUGCAGGACCGCUUGGGUGCUGAGCUGGGGCGCCACAGGCGGCGCUGGGCUUUUCCACUCGUUUCCCACAGCCGUCAGCCCCGCGGUUUUCCAGGCGGAGAAAGGAAAACCCCGCAGACCGUCUGGGGCCAGUGGUGGCGACUGGAGCACAGCCUCCGGCCUGCUGGGGUUGGGGGGCGGCUGGCCAAGGGUGCUGACCUGAAGUCUUGCCCAGGGGAGAAGUCACAGCUUUGUUUUUGUUUUAGAUACCAUCCGUAGAAGAGGGCUGCGCUCCACCCCCCUCAGCUGGGGAAGCUGUGAGCUCAAGGCUGGCGCGGGGGCUGGGGGAGGGGGGGGUCCGGUGCUGGGGGCUCCGGUCCCCUUCUGCCUUUCACAGCGAGGCCUGGCUGAGCCUGUCAGCAGGGCGCUCACCCGUGUCCCUUUCCCCAACUUUCUAACCCUUUUAUAAACAGACUUCCUUUCUUAUAAAACGCAUUUGGAAACCAGACCUUUGCUACAAAGUGUCUCUGGGUUUGGUCCCGGGCCCACCUCUCAGGCCGUCCUGCCCACGACCCGGGCCACCUCUGCCCUGCACUCAGGACUCCCGCUCUCCGCCCUGCUCGCUACCCGCGCGGGACCACCCUUGCUGCCCUGUCCCCUUUCCGGGGUGUCGCCGUCAGUGCCACCAGGGCAUUUUCUUCCCUGAAACAGUACUUUCCAGGAAGACUGAGGGUCCCACUUCCUGCCCCCGAGCCCCCAGUGUUGUUUAUUCUCGUGUGCGGUAAACUCAGUGCUGAAUUUCAGAGAUGAGACGAACACAUAGCCUCUCAGGAGGCAUGGAGGGAAAAGACGUGUAAUGGUUUUUUUUACGUGAUUUUUUUCCCCCAAAAUCAAUGUUUAAACUAAUAAAUAUUUUUUUAUGAAGAGGAAAAAGACGUGCAGAUUACAUUUCACAUUUUGUACUUUUUCGUUUGUGUGUGUCUGUACUUGGCAUUGGCAACGCCGUGGAACACAGUCCGUCAGGUGGCAGGGUCUUUGCGGGUGGGGUGGGGGGCCGGGAAACCAAGACUUCUGUAUCAAACUCCGGAUCCUGACCAGGCUGUAGGUUUGGACUCUGGUCUGGGGGACAGUCACAACACUGCCAGGACUCGAUAGGGACCUCUGCUCAAGACACAGCUACUGCUUCCAACUUUGCACAUCUUCCUUUUAAAAAGAAAACCCUGAGAAAAUGCAAAAACUGGAACUUUUUGCAAUAUUAUGAAAGAUAAUAUUAUUUUCGCUUAUUCUGUGACAUGUGCAACUCUUAAGAAAGCCAUACUUAAUGGUGUUUCUGUUUUUUAGACCCUAUGUUGUGUUUUCGUGUGCGGCCCUUUUUAGAACUACUUGUAGUGAGGGCGCUGUGUGCUUCUCUUAAAUAUUUAUUUUUUCAACAUGCUUUCAACCUGUCAACAAAGACAAAACAGACAAAAAACAGGCAGUGUUUGAAGACUGUUGACUUUUUUUCUGGGGAUAAUCUAUAUUAUACCGACUUUUAUUAAUUAUUACAAACCUGUGUUUGUGCUGGAGACGUGUUUAUUACUUGGGGGAGUUUUUCGUAAUCAGUCGAUGGGAUAUCACAGCUCUGUUGUCUGCUCCCUGUGCCGCUGACAGGUAAACAGUACUUCGCCUAGUGGUCUUGAGAUUUCUUGUCUGCCUGGGCGCACUCUGGGCCUUUCUGUGACGGGAUUAGCUAGACAUUCUUGCAAAGCGAUCACUUUCAAUAAAUUGGGAAAUUGC
Molecule: messenger RNA, 4750 nt
Organism: Camelus dromedarius (Arabian camel)
Lineage: Eukaryota; Metazoa; Chordata; Mammalia; Artiodactyla; Camelidae
Gene: ZBTB46
Product: zinc finger and BTB domain containing 46
Exons: 5
Coding region: 226-1998 (590 amino acids)
Biological process (GO): regulation of transcription by RNA polymerase II
Molecular function (GO): protein binding; RNA polymerase II cis-regulatory region sequence-specific DNA binding; DNA-binding transcription factor activity, RNA polymerase II-specific
Source: RefSeq, a predicted model, not a curated record